AUGAAGACUGCGUGUGCGGUUGGUGUGUUGUUGGUGUGCUUUCUGUGGCAUAUUCACACCAUCCAGGGCAAACAACUGAAAGUUACGUCACUUUUGGUGCAGCCUUUUCUUAUGUCUAACGCAACAGUCAGGAACGGGAAGACGCAGGUUACCUUUGACGGCUACAUCCCGGACCUUCUGGACGAAGUGGCCAAACUGACCGGUCUAUCCUUUACCUUCUCUGUCCGUGCAGACGGCAGGUACGGUCACCGGCUGCCCAACGGCUCCUGGGACGGACUUAUUGGUGACAUUGUGGAUGGGAGAGCAGACGUGGCCGCUGGCCCGCUGACCGAAACGUCUUCCCGAUCCGAGGUGGUCGACUUCUCCACACCCUUCAUGAACUUUGGUCCCGUCAUCAUUCUGAAGAGACCCCAGACCCCAGUCAUGACCCUCGUGGAGAGGCUGCAGCGGUUGUUUGCCCCGCUCUCACAGAGCAUCUGGAUGAUGUCCGGCCUGGCAUGGUUGAUCACAAGCGCUGUCUUGUACAUCAUCUGUUACAUCGAUCCUUACGACUGGCGCAGACUGGCUAGGGACAAGCAAGCCACGGCCAGGGAAGCCGAAUCUUUCUCUUGUCUUAACACUUAUUGGUUUACGAUGAGCAACAUUUUGUGGCAAGGAUACACUCGCUCGCCGCGGUCGCUGGGAGGUCGAGUCGUCACCACCUUCUGGUGGCUGUACGUGCUCAUCUUCAUCGUCAUGUACAUCGCCAGUAUGACCAACUACCUGCGGGUGGGACCCGUCCAGACGGCCAGUGACUCCUACACCAGCAUUCAGAGUAUUGAGGACCUAGCAGAGCAAAAUGUUGUAAAUUUUGGAGUCAUUCAGGAAGGAGCAACGGAACAAUACUUACAGUCUGCGAAGAUUCCCAGAAUUAAGCGAGUGUGGACCAUGAUCAACCAGCAGCAGUCCUACGUGCAGACCCUCGAGGAAGCCAUCGAAAAGGUUCGAACCUCUCGGAAACCAUUUGCUUUCAUUGCGGAGUCCGCCAUGGCUAAAUACUUCACAAAGCAGAGCCCGUGUGAUAUCUACAUGGUUGGAGAUUUUAUCACCAUUGGCUCCUACUCGCUGGCAUUCCCAGCCAGCUACGACCCCAGCCUGAUCAAGCAGAUCGAUAUCGCCCUGCUGACCCUCAGAGAAAAAGGGGUUCUCAAAAUGCUGGAGGACCGAUGGUUCUCGGGCGAGUGCACCGGGUUUGUUGUGGAGUCCAACAGUAACCGACUGCUGAUCCCGCCUUUCUACGGG
Molecule: messenger RNA, 1281 nt
Organism: Candidula unifasciata
Lineage: Eukaryota; Metazoa; Mollusca; Gastropoda; Stylommatophora; Geomitridae
Source: the annotation of a GenBank genome assembly